Molecule: messenger RNA, 189 nt
Organism: Babesia bigemina
Lineage: Eukaryota; Apicomplexa; Aconoidasida; Piroplasmida; Babesiidae
Exons: 1
Coding region: 1-189 (62 amino acids)
Source: RefSeq, a predicted model, not a curated record
AUGACUCCCCACAUCUACCAGCAUAUACGCCAUGGGAGUGCGCACUUAGUUGCACGUACAAAGAGCAAAUUAAUGUAUGAACCACUGUUCCAUUUAGGAUCCGAGUCAGAUGUCGACAUGGAUUACCUCCAGAUUCAGUGCAUUGUAAUCACGGGGUGGGGAGGUCAAACCGUUCACCAUCCGCAUUAA